This is a messenger RNA of Botrytis porri, 660 nucleotides long. RefSeq lists its product as uncharacterized. Lineage: Eukaryota; Fungi; Ascomycota; Leotiomycetes; Helotiales; Sclerotiniaceae. Gene Ontology annotation, molecular function: protein binding. The record is from RefSeq and is a predicted model, not a curated record. The transcript has 2 exons. The coding region runs from base 1 to 660 and encodes 219 amino acids.
AUGGAUCCCUCGAAGAAAAAGAAGUCGGGGACCAGAACGUCGUUCUUUAAGAAAGCGGAAAUCCAAAUGGUAGAAAUCCGCGUUGGGGAAGAAUUGAAGUUGUUCCGAGUUCACAAAUCACUUCUAUGUACUCGCGUACCCUAUUUCGAUAAGAUACUCAGUAAAGGAUUUUCAGAAAGCAUAACGAAUAGUGCGGUACUCCAAGAAGAUAACACUGAAGCUUUCGACGUAUUGGUAGAUUGGGUCUACACGAAUAGACUACCACCAGAAAUUGCUUCUGGUAUCCGUCGAUAUAUUCUGGCUGACAAGAUCUGUCCUCCUGAACUUAUGGACCAAGUGAUGGAUAGAAUAAGAACCGAGUAUCCGCUUGGCCCACCGGAUGUUUUAGAUAUUUACAGCAGACUGCCGAACGGUUCCAAGCUUCGCGUAUUUGCGCUCGAUCUAAUGACUCUCGAGUUUUUCAAUCACAGAGAAUCCAAUUUAUCUAGUCUUGUAGAUAUGAACGCAAAGAACGAGGAGUUUGCAACAGACUUUCUGACCAACGUCCGAAGUUGUAUAUGCCAUCCGAUGUCUGUUUCCACGCCUCGGAGGAACCAUCACUGCGCGUAUCACUAUCAAAAAGAUAGAACGUGCAAACCCACGGGAAAACUUCAGACAUGA